Messenger RNA from Sporisorium graminicola, 4275 nucleotides. RefSeq lists its product as uncharacterized. Gene Ontology annotation, molecular function: myosin binding. Bases 1 to 4275 code for a protein of 1424 amino acids. NCBI's taxonomy places the organism in Eukaryota, Fungi, Basidiomycota, Ustilaginomycetes, Ustilaginales, Ustilaginaceae. The record is from RefSeq and is a predicted model, not a curated record. The transcript has a single exon.
AUGGCGGAACCAGUCAUCUUUGGAGGAUCGCCCUUGGACCAAUAUCUGCAGAAUGCUGACCAGGCGGAAGGCCAACCCUUCUUGGACGAUCUCGACCGCAAUGGCGCACCAUCACAGUCUUCCAUGCCGGGGCUAGGGCUUCAUCUAACAUCCACCCCGCCUCGCAAUUCGUCGACAUCAAUAUCGAGGCGCGGUCACGACCUCGAGUCGCGAGAUUCUACACGGUCGCGAGAACCCACCUCCCGAGAAACGGCAACCACAGCUUCUUCUGGAUCCAGCCGUAAAGAGGCAGAUGAUCCUUCGAGGCGGGCACAGUCUAGUGUCAUUGCGGACAAAGAAGACCGACACAGCCUUCACUCACUCACGGCUCAGGAACCAGUCUCCAAUCCAACGCAAGAGCAAAUAUUAUCGUCUGACUUCGCACCACAGUUAGUGAGCGCCCUCCGCACGCUGAUUCGACGUGUUCUCCUUCCGCUGGUGGUCGCGAUCGCCCACCGUCUUUUCGGAUGGUGGCCAACCAAUGCAGCAACCGACCUAGCCAGAGAGGAUGCGUCUCGAUCGACACAGCGCACCCCCGCCACCGAGACGCUCAACGAUGACGACAGCAGCAGCAGCUUCGUGGAACGAUUCAAAUACGUCAUCUGCUCCUCUUUUCUGCUCACACCCACCCUCUCCAUCUCCUUUUACGGGUCAAGUCCUCCAGUGCAGAUGCCGCACACAAGUAACGACGGAGCCACUGGCGACAAGCGCACCUCGAGCCUUGUACGAGGACGUCGUGCGAGCCCAACCUCAAUCCGCAAGCAGUGCUGCGUGGAGCCGGUCAAUGCACCCGCUAGAGAUGGAGACAGCACCAUUGCUGACACUCACGGCCGCCUUCCUCGACUCGACGCGCGGGAACGAACGGCGCGCAAUGCCGCAUUGCUGUCAGCAGUCUUUCUCAUCCCACCCAUCAGCGCGUCCUGGCGGCUGUGGUUUUCGACAUUGCUUGUGGUUGUGUGUCUGACCUGGGGCUUUGUCGCGCUCCUCAACCACAGCUCAUUGGACGAAACGAUCGAGUUCACACUCUCGCGCCAGCCCGACAUCCAUGCAACGGCAUCGCCAGUCUCGCUACGUAAUUUCGCCAUGACCGACGACUGGAGCCAUUCAGAAAGAGAAGCUUUACAAACGGCGAUCCUUCGUGAUGUCUCAAAUCUCAUCAAAGCUGCGCAGGAUUUUGACGUCUCCGUCAACAAAGCUAUCAGUGCCAUCCAAGAGGUCGAGAUCGUGUCGCGCGGCUACAAGCUCACACAUCCGCUCCCUCCAAUCUCGAGGAUCGAAGCGGCAUCCGGUUGGUCCACUGUUGUCUCUCCAAAUGGGCAACGUCGAUCGAUGACAGCCGCGUCCGGGCAAGCCAACGGCAAGCUGGGUCGUUCGCUUUCGAGUGGAGGAAACGGCGCGCCAACCAUAAGAAGGCAUGCACAGCGCCCGCUGUCCCUGAGCCUGUCCAACGGACGCACGUCUCCGAUGGACCGUGCGUCCGGACGCGCAUCGCCAGGUGUCUUGUUUGAAGCUGGUGAAGUGGAUCACAUACAAAAGCUGCUCGCAGAACAGAGCACAGCGCCUUUCGCAGACGGCAGAGCGGUUCCACACAGAGCGCCACAGAGACUGAUCGACCUGCGCAAAACUCUGGUCGCGGCCCUCGAAGGAGUCGGCGUCACCUUCACCUCCUCGAAUGCCUCACUGCAAAUCCUUGCCGACGCGGAGGAGCUAGCUAUGCUCCAUGACCUGUACGCUCUCGAUGCAAGCCCACAAGACGACGUUGACGAUGCGGACGUGUCGCAUGCUUGGUCACAUGCUGACACGUCAGCCAUCUCCGAAAGCUCUCCCGACCUCGAGCAUGAUCGCAAGCCAUGGGUCGCGACCACACCCCGCAACUUUGGCAGCAAUGUCCGAGCAGCCGAGCUGGCGGGGUACACUGACCUGGCCUGGCGGUCGGAUCUCAGCCCGCAGGCGUCGCUCAAUCACAAGAGGCUCUCGCUCGUUUCGGAUGCAAGCUCUGUCCUCGAUCGGCAUCCUCGUGCACCAUCUUCCCUGUCCCGCCGCAGCAGUCUGGUCUCGGAAUCGGGCAAGCUGGCCAGCUACCGAUCACCAAGAUUCAACUACGUGUCUGAACAGGCUACGGGCGCAUCUGGCCCCAACGAAUCCGCCGCUGCAAAGCGUCUCAGCUACAUUUCCAACUCCAACUCAUCCUUUGCGUCCGGCUCAUUCGACACUCGGUCGCCCGUGAUGCGCAAUUCGUCUGUCGUGUCAUCUGCCUUCACACCGCCGCAGUCCUCUGCUCAGACUUACUCGUCGGCAACCAGUCCGCGAUCCAGAGCAACCAAGCGCAGUUCCAUUCUCGGGCCCAACUCGAUCUUUGCGCAGCUCGAUCCUCCCCUGACUGCUAUAAGCAGCACGAAGUCGGCCGAACCCUUGUCGCUGAUGAGCAUCAAGGCCAAGUUCGAGUGGAUGCACCGGGCGCGACGACGCUGGCUCUGCCACCUCCUGGCGUUGCAUCUCAAGAUGCGUGGUUGUGUCGAUUUAACCACGGGCGAAAACUUGCCUUGCGACGAGUAUUGGAUUGCGGCUCGCUCGACAAUCGAAUCGGCAAGUUCCGCGAUGCGAGCACAGAACAAGAUUGUGAAAGAGAUCGUGGAAAAGGAGAUGGGCCUUGACUUCUUGCGGACGUCUCGAGGCGAAGCGCCUGUUGUCCAGGGACGCCAGGAUGCGAGGCCCGAAUCCCAAGGCGAACGUCUUGCGGUUCCUGUUGUAGAUGCUAACAGCCACUCAGUGGUGGGUCACCCGGGCAUGGAAGAUCGGCUCCAUGCCAUGAUGCUCUCGCUGCGGUCCUUGCAGUCCAAGAUAAGAGUCUGCGCCGAGGACAUUCGGGUCAAGGCGCCCUCAGGUCUGCACGGCGUCGAGAACGGGCGAUCUGAACGAGUUGUUUCGCUAUCAGCGGAGGCUGGCGACGAUGCUGCCACUGCUCUGCAACUGGAAAGAACAAUCGAAUCGAUGCGUGAUGACCUUCUCGGCCUAUCCGCCGAGUGGGAAGCAACAGUGAAGCUCAUCCACAAGGAGAAACGCCGUUCACCGAGUCCACACCCGAGCACGGAUCUCGAGGCAGACGUCUCAAAGUCGAACGCUGCUCGCGAACUUGAGUCGCCGCUCGAGGCGGACGAGGACGCGACCAAUCCUUUGGGCGGAAAAGAUGGCGGAAGCAAGGCGUUCUCUGACGAAGUGCUGCCCCUGUCGCGCCGACAAGCUCAAGAAGGCGAUCGCAACGACACGAGCGACAACGAGGACGACAGCGACCUUGCAGUCCUGCUGCUGAACUCCACCUCGCCCAAUUCCCUUCCGCCACCGGGCCUGGAGCAGGUCUUCGAGAGUAUUGCAGGUAUGGCGGGGCUGUCUGGACUAGGAACGGGUGGAACGAAGCUGAGCCGCGCCGAACGGAUCGAGCAGACUCGGCUGCAAAGACAGCAGGAGCAGGAAAGUCGGGCACUGGCGAAGGCUUCGCAGCGACACUCGAUGGAUCCGUCUGGCAUGAUGUCGGAGCUCAACGAUGUCAUCUCUACACGCAAAGCCGUCCGAGAUCAGCGUCAUCAGUCCGCUCUCCCGCUUUCCGCAGCAAUGACCAAUGGCCCCUCCGCCUCCUCUGCACAGAAAGCAUCUGCACCACUCUUUGAAGCACAGCCGGCUCUGGCAUUGGGCUCUCCGCUCGAUCUGGGCUCAGCAGGCCGCGAAGGGGUGUUUGGAGCGUCUCACAGCUUUGUCGAUGACCAUGCCAUGCCGCGAAGGUCUCUCUCGUCGCUCGAUCUGGCGCGUGCACGAGCAUUGCAGGCGCUAGAAGCUCGAAGCCCCUCCGUAGCGUCAUCUGCGUCCGUUUCUUUUGACAGCGGCGACGAGAGCCAAUCGAGACGCUCCGAGGACUUCUCAUUUGAGCCCACCGCGCUCGAGUCGGUGCCCGAAAACGACGCGGCGACAGAGGCGCUGUUGACAACCAUUCCCAACCCCAGCGAGUCACCUUUGGCUGCGUGGGACUCGGGCUCACGAAAGUCGACGCCGAAAGCGUCGCAGGUACCACUGUCCACUUCGGAUGCUACGCCGGUUCCCGAUAGCCCGUUCGACUUGGGAGCGCAGGUGGCAGCGUACGCUCGACGAAAGAAGGCAGCCAGGGCGCAGGCUGCGGCCAUGCAGGCAUCGGGGUCCGAGUCGAGCAUGUCGUCGUCGCUUGUCUCAAGCAAUCACGAAUCGUAG